ACCAUCAUCUUCAUCAUCACAGGGAGGGGUAACUGAUAGCUCUCUGAUCCACAAUGGCAGAAGCCGCUCAAGCAAACCCCAGCAACCCCGCUCUCAAGAAGUUCCUCCUAGUCCUCAACUGCAUCAUGCUCUGCGCUGGGACACCUGGCGGGCCCCUCGUGACACGGCUCUAUUUCAUCCAUGGCGGCAAACGAGUGUGGCUCCCUAGCUUUCUCGAGGGGGCCGGCUGGCCCCUCAUGAUCAUCCCCCUCAUCAUCUCCUACAUCCACCGCCGUCGCCAGUGGGCCAUUGCCACUGCCAAGGGAGGCUGCAGCUACCCCGCCCCAAGGCUUUUCCAGUUGAAACCGUUCCUAUUCGCCUCCGCUGUUGUUGCCGGAGUCCUCACAGGGUUGGAUGCCUACCUCUAUGCCUAUGGGGUCGAACGAAUCCCCGUCUCCACUGUGACCCUUAUCCUCUCCACCCAGCUCGCAUUCACUGCCGGAUUCGCAUACCUCCUUGUGAAGCAGAGGUUUAGUCCGUACACAGUAAACGCGGUGUUCCUGCUGACACUGGCGGCGGUGGUGCUGGCGCUGCACUCGGAUAGCGACAAGCCAAAGGGGGAGUCGAACAGGAUGUACGUGGUGGGGUUCUUGAUGACGUUGGCUGCCUCGGGUCUAUACGGCUUCGUACUUCCGCUGGUGGAGAUGGGCUACAAGAAGACCAAGCAGGUCCUAAGCUACUCGCUGGUGUUGGAGUAUCAGCUUGUCAUGAGCUUCUCCACCGCGGCUUUCUGCAUAGUCGGCAUGUUCAUCAACAAUGACUUUAAGGUAAUUCCAAGAGAAGCAAAGGAAUUUGGACUUGGAGAAUCCAAGUACUACAUGGUACUUAUUUCUAGUGCCAUCGUAUGGCAAUGCUUCUUCGUAGGAGCCAUGGGAGUCAUCUUCUGUGCCUCCUCCCUAUCCUCCGGGAUUAUUAUCGCGGUUAUGCUCCCCGUGACUGAAGUCCUCGCCGUAAUUUUCUUCCGGGAGAAGUUCCAAGUCGAGAAGGGAGUCUCACUCGUCCUAUCUCUUUGGGGAUUCGUUUCAUACUUUUAUAAAGAGAUCAUGGACGCCAAGAAGAGACGGAAUCAAGAUCAAAACCAACAUCCUCCUCAUUCGGAGAUGGAAAUGAACAACCAUUCUCUCCCUUAAAAAAAAAUAAUGCAUUUCAAUUUGGCCUGUCUAUCGGGCCCAUGUGAUGUUGCAAUAAUAGAUUUCAACAUGUCCCACGAGGAAACAUCUCGUAGAAAAAAUAAUGCACUUCAAUAUGGCCGAUUCUACCAGUCCCUUGCGAUCUCGCAAUAAUAUAUUUCAACAUCUCCCACGAGAAAUACUUCUUUUAAUGCUUGUUUAUGGAUCUUCCGAAAUUAUGUUAUCUUGUUUGAUUUGCA
This is a messenger RNA of Punica granatum (pomegranate), 1408 nucleotides long. NCBI's taxonomy places the organism in Eukaryota, Viridiplantae, Streptophyta, Magnoliopsida, Myrtales, Lythraceae. The record is from RefSeq and is a predicted model, not a curated record.